Teleopsis dalmanni is the source of this 2375-nucleotide messenger RNA. It is a transcript of the gene Cdc16, whose product is annotated as cell division cycle protein 16 homolog. The transcript has 11 exons. The coding region runs from base 166 to 2337 and encodes 723 amino acids. The record is from RefSeq and is a predicted model, not a curated record. Gene Ontology annotation, molecular function: protein binding. Gene Ontology annotation, biological process: cell division. NCBI's taxonomy places the organism in Eukaryota, Metazoa, Arthropoda, Insecta, Diptera, Diopsidae.
UAAAAAUUGUUUUUAAAGAGUGGAUACUCUCCUGUGUUUCAUUUCAAGUGUUCCUCUUUCGGAACACUGAAAAUGCUGACAUUUGACAGCUGUUUAUUAUAGUUUGUUUAUUGCAGGACUCCAAUUAAGAAUUUGUUAUUUUUGUUAUAGAAUCUUUUUUAAGCUAUGACUGGGGAUAGUGAAAUGCGCAAUAAUAGCUGCUCGGAUCAGGAUGAUUUUAUAGAUGUAGCUCAUUACAGAAAUCUAGUAAAACAAUUUAUAGAUAUGCGACGAUACCAAACUGCACUGUUCUGGUCUGAAAAAGUCUGUGUUCUCAGUAAUAAUGAUCCAAAUGAUGUUUAUUCUCAAGCGCAAUGCAUGUUUCUUCUAAAAGAAUACCAUCGAGCCGCACACAAAAUUCGUUACCAUAAAUUGGAGAAGACAAAUAUACCGUGCUACAAUUUACUAUUAGAGAGUCUGUAUGAAGCUAAAGAGUUUAACGAUGCUGUCUCCAUCAUUAACACUGUCGACGUUGAGUUUCUUGCUUCCUCUUUAUUAAAUCAUCCAAUUGAUGGACGAGUUGAUGAAAAUAAUAGUAUUUAUUUCGAUGAUGUCGGCAAAAAUGAAACACUUGCAUCAAUAUACUUUCUUAAGGGCAAAAUAUUCGAAGCAAUGGACAAUCGCGGUUUAGCAAUGGAUUUUUAUGUGCAGGCCUUACAUAAAUCAAUUUAUUGCUACGAAGCUUUAGAUGCGUUAUUGCAACAUGAAAUGCUUAUGGCUUGGGAAGAAAAGGAAUUGAUGCAACAUCUACCACUUGUACAACAGUCUUCCGAAGCUGAUGCUAAAUUUAUUUCGACAUUAUAUGAAUCAAAGCUAAAAAAAUAUUAUGACUCAAUUAAUCCGCAAACUAAUACAGAAGAGGCUCCAAUUGAAAAUGUCACAAUGAAAUCAAUCAAAGAACUUACUGAGAGAAUACUUAAAACGCGCACAACUGGUGGACACCUUUAUAGAAAUUUAUUACCAAAGUUUAUGACACCAACUCAAAUAAUAUCACCAGCAAAUAAAGUACUAGAAGACUUGAAAAACACACCAUUUUCUCUUCAAGUGAGUCUCACACGUGCUUCUUCUUUAGCGAACGAAACGGCGCGUUCGCAUACAGAAACUCCAGGUCGUGCUCGCCACAAAGAAUCAGAUUACAAUAUAGGUUUACCUCUUGUUGUCAGUUUAGAACGAAUAAACAAUAGCACUGAUAUAAUGGCUGCGGAAGCUGAAAAGUUAUUUUACGAUUGUGAAUAUAAAAAGUGCUUCAAAAUUCUCAACGAGCUUAUUAAAAUCGAUCCUUACCACAACGAAGCAUUAACAGUACAAAUUGGUUGCCUUGUAGAAUUUGGAGACUACAACAAGCUUUUCUAUGUGGCUCAUAAAUUGGUUGAUCGAUAUCCUGAUAAAGCUAUAUCCUGGUAUGCCGUAGGAUGUUACUAUGAUCUCAUUGGAAAAAGUGAUCCAGCUCGUAGGUACCUCUCUAAGGCAACGUCAUUAGAUCGUUUGUACGGACCUGCAUGGUUGGCAUAUGGACAUUCGUUUGCAAAAGAAAAUGAGCAUGAUCAGGCUAUGGCUGCUUAUUUCAAAGCUACUCAGCUUAUGCGCGGUUGUCAUUUGCCUUUACUAUACAUAGGCGUCGAAUGUGGGUUGACGAAAAACUUGGAGUUAGCUGAAAAAUUCUUUUAUCAAGCCAUGUCCAUAGCACCUUUGGAUGUGUAUGUUUUACAUGAAUUGGGCGUUAUUAAAUACGAAUAUGACUAUUUCGAGAGUGCUGAAGAAGUUUUCCGAGCAACAGUUGAAAUUGUUACUAAUCGUGCGAAACAGAAUAAGGAGGAAGUUUCAGCGCGCUGGGAACCUUUGUUUAACAAUUUAGGACAUUGUUGUCGCAAAAAUAAAAAAUAUGAGGAUGCCUUGGAAUAUCACCAAUACGCAUUACUUCUAAAACCCCAAACUCCACAAACCUACACCGCAAUAGGAUUUGUACAUGCUUUAAUGGGUAAUCUCGAAGAUGCGAUAACGUACUUCCAUAAAAGUUUAGCUAUAAAUAGAGACUGUAUUGUAACAUCAACUAUUUUAAAGACUUGUAUUGAAGAUCACUUGGAUCAGGAAUCGAUCAUUGAGAGCAUCUGUGGAAAGCAUUGCCCACCCGCAACAGCAGCAUCUACACUUAAAACUCCUAUAAAACGCGGGUCACCAAUUGAGGAAUCACCACUUAAAUUUAACUGUAUGAAACUUAAAUUUGAUGAAGAGGAUAUUUCAACGCAGGCUGAUAACAUCGAUACAAAUUUAAUAAUGGAUAUAAGCAUGGAUUUAUAAGUAUUUUACGGUUUAAAAAAAUAAAUUUAAGUACCAAA